AUGUGCCAUUAUGAUAUAUCUUUUACUAAAAAACACUUAAAUGUUAUUACACAAUCAAACCUUUUAAGAUAUUCUUUGAAUAAUUUCACAACAGUUAAAUUAUAUAAGCCAGCCAAAUUUGAAGAGAUAAAAAAAAAACUCUUUCUUAAAAAAAGACUAUUUAAUAUAAUUCACAAAAAAAGAACGAACGAUAUAAAAAGAGAACCCUUUUAUGAUAACAUUAUACAAUAUGCACAAAACAAGAGAAAAAUUUAUCAAAAUGAUAAAUUUAAUGUGAAGGAAACAAAAUAUAAAGAUAUAGAAGAGGAGAAUAAAGAAAUAAAACCAAAUGAAGAUGUAUUUAUAAAUAAAAAUGUAAAUCAUAAUUUAUAUAACCAUGAUCAUAAAUGUAAUGAUAAAUGUAUACAACAAAAAAAUGAAAAAGAAGAAAAAAAAAAAAAAAAGGAACAUAUCAAUAUAGAAAAAAUUCUAUUUAAAACUACUACAUUUAGUUAUAUAGAAUUACAAUAUAUAUUAUCUACAUUUAUUUAUUAUGAAAAAGAAAAUAUAAUAAAUGAUGAUCUUAUAACUCUAUAUAAUUUCUUAAAUCUAUCAGAAAAAGAUAUAUAUGAUUAUUUAUCUGCAAAUGAACUUAUUCCAGAAUAUUUUUUAAAAACAAGAAUAAUUAAAAAUUUGUUAAAAUUUAUUAAUAUUAAUCAUCCGUCUUUAAAAUAA
Messenger RNA from Plasmodium gaboni, 714 nucleotides. RefSeq lists its product as hypothetical. NCBI's taxonomy places the organism in Eukaryota, Apicomplexa, Aconoidasida, Haemosporida, Plasmodiidae. The transcript has a single exon. The record is from RefSeq and is a predicted model, not a curated record. Bases 1 to 714 code for a protein of 237 amino acids.